CAGUCUGGCAGCAGGAAGUCUGGACGCGCUCAGUCACAUUCUCCACCGUGACCUCGGAGGACAUGGGCUAAACUCACCCUGGCGCACUAGCAUGAAUUACUGGACUAAAUCAUCGGUUCAUCAGUCCCAUGCCAUCAGCAAGCAGGCGUGGGAAUUAAUCAACGUGAAUAGUCCGAAGUUGCCAUCCGACCAGCGGCCAACGUGCCGCUGACUGGAGUCGGCAACAUGGCAAACGUUAAAGUGGCGAUUCGAGUACGUCCACUCAACUCAAGGGAAAGCGUGGAGGGGGGACGAAUGGCAGUACAGGUGGAGGACAAGGUGGUGAGGAUCAAGAAUACGAAGCUGGAGGGGCGCGGUGACUCUCGGGAGCGUCUGAUGGAGUUUGGCUUUGAUUACUGUUACUGGUCCGUGGACCCCGAGGGGCCCAACUACGCGUCCCAGGAGGAGGUGUUUCAGGACCUGGGCGUGUCGGUGUUGUCUGGAGCAUCGGAGGGCUAUAACGUGUGUCUGUUUGCGUACGGCCAGACGGGAUCAGGGAAGACCUACACCAUGAUUGGCACCCCGGACUCCAUGGGGCUGACUCCAAGGAUCUGUCAGGGACUUUUCCAUUCGGGGGCCGACGCCUCUCCAGAAGGACAGAGCUCUUGCCGCGUGGAAGUGAGUUUCCUGGAGAUCUAUAACGAGCGCGUGCGGGACCUGCUGAGGAGCCCGGACCAGAAGAAGCCAGCCGUGCUUAGAGUGAGGGAGCACCCAGAGACGGGCCCCUACGUGCAGGGUUUGUCUCAGCACCGGGUCACCGACUAUAAGCAAGCUUUGGAGAUCCUGGAGAGAGGCAUCGGCAACCGCAUCACCGCGGCGACGCACGUCCACGAUGCCAGCAGCCGGUCGCACGCCAUCUUCACCAUCCAGUACACCCAGGCCACUCUGGAGAACAACCUCCCGUCCGAAAUUGUGAGCAAGAUCAACCUUGUGGAUUUGGCUGGCAGUGAGAGAGCGGACCCACACUACUGCAGAGAUCGCAUCACGGAGGGAGCCAACAUCAACAAGUCCCUGGUCACCCUGGGCAUCGUCAUCUCUGCCCUGGCCCAGAACUCCCAGAUGUUCAGCAGCUGUCAGAGCAUCAACAGCGUGGCCAGCGAGGGCGAGGGCAGCCUGGGGGGGGGCAGCCUGUCCAGCUCCCUGUCGGGCAGCAGCAGCCGCAGACACUGCUUCAUCCCCUACCGGGACUCCGUCCUCACCUGGCUCCUCAAGGACAGCCUGGGGGGCAACUCCAAAACCAUCAUGAUAGCCACCGUCGCCCCCUCCUGCAGCAGCUACAACGAAACCCUCAGCACCCUCCGCUACGCAGCGCACGCCAGGAACAUCGUCAACAAGCCCAAAGUCAACGAGGAUGCCAACGUGAGGCUGAUCAGGGAACUUCGCGAGGAGAUUGACCGUCUGAAGACCAUGCUGCUCAGCUUUGAAAUGCAGAGGGACCCCAGCCCCUCCCUGAGUGACGAGAGAGACGGGAGCCUGUCUGACAUCGUGCUUCAGAACGAGCUCAAGGUGGACCAGCUGACGAAGGACUGGUCCGAGGGCUGGAGCCACAAGCGGGAGCUUCUGGAAGCGUACAGCAUGGACAUCGACCGUGACCGCGCCGGCUUCCUGGUCCACGCCCUGGUGCCGCACCUCAUCGCACUAGACCGGGACGUCCUGAGCACCGGAGUCACCUUCUACCACCUCAGGGAAGGGUUAACCAGGAUCGGACCUCGAGGGAACGCCCAGGAGGAACUGCAAAUAGUCCUGCUAGGUGGCACUAGCUGCGAGAUAGAAAAUCAGUGUGGGGUCGUGACCUUGAGGCCUCUGCCAGGCCAGGUGUGCAUUGUGAAUGGACGAGAGGUGACAGAGCCCUGCAGACUGGCACAAGGUGCAGUGAUAAGUCUGGGCCAGUAUAAGUUUCGGUUCAACCAUCCAGCAGAAGCUGCCGUUCUUAGAGAGCGGAGACGGACCAGUGACGGUGCUCUAAGCUGCAGCCCAUCUGAGCUGGGCUCUCUCAGUGCUGUUCCGAGUGUGGAGGGAGCUGGUUGUCCGGGUGAUGCACCUCCUCCCUGGCAACGUGUGGAGGAGCAGCAGCGCUAUGUGGAGCUCCUGCACGAGGAGAUCCAGGUGGAGCAGAGGAAAGCGGACCGGGACCUGGAGAUAGAGCAGGCCCACCUGAAGCACCAGCAGUCUGAGAUUGAGCAGUGGAUCCUGAAGCAGAAGCAGCGACUCACAGCCAUAGAGCAGAAGGUUACUCAAGAACUGGGGGUGCAGACAGAACUUGUGACCCCUCCCGUGAUGGAUGCGUGGUCUGGGGAGGCGGAUCAGGAGGGCAGCAGACCCCCAUCUGUGGUGGUGGGGGACCACAAGCAGGUGGUACAGGAGGAGCUUCUCCGACACCAUGCAUUGCAUCGAGCAGAGAACCGCGUAAGGCGCAAACGGCUGCACUACCAGCUGCAGAGGAUCGCUCGCAAGCGCCACCUUCUGGAGGCCAAGGGUGAGCUGCAGCGUCUGAUGAACAGCGUACCACCAGGUCAGGAGGGCCCUUUGUCUCCUGAAUUCGACUCGAGUUCAAGAGGGCGGACACUCCUACGCAGACACUCUUUUUCUACAGAUCUGCUGUCACGUCUCUUUCCCCAACAUACACCCAUCUUUUGUCAGUUCCUGAAGAGGAACAAAUCAUCAGAGUUCAUGUCGUUCUAUCAGGGGUCCUUUGGUCCACGAAAAUACUCCUCUGAUGAGUGGCUUCCAGAUCAGCCCAUGAGAGGGCGCUCUCACACGCUACCCUCGGGUUAUGGGAGGGGGACCAGGAGCAGGGCCGGUUCCUGUGAGAACCUUAAAGCUCCCCUGAGGGAGAAGAACACCACUGAGACCUGCAGAGGAAAGUCGCCCGGGACUAAAACAGGCCCAUCCAGACGAGGUUCCCUGCCAAGGAGUAGAUCUAACAGUCAAAGCAAAUCCACAGAAGAUACAACUACAGAUGCAAAUUCUAAGGCCAUGAAAAGACAUGUGCCUAUAAUCAGUAAAGGAAGUCUGCAGAAGAACUCUUCGAAGGGGGCGAAAAACAGCUCUAAUGGAAGCAAUAAGAGACUGGAGACGAUUCGAAAGGUUUUCUCACGUUCGGUGGGUCCUGGAAUCAAAACGGCCCUAGCAAGGGUUUUCCGCAAACCUCCAUUAGGCCUGCGAUCAGGCAGGGGUGCCAAGACUUUCAAAUCCCCAUGGAAACUGACUGGGAAGCCAGUCAAAGACAGAGAAGCUUCAGACGAUACAGAAGAGCGAGGGCACGGGCCCUUGAAGGCAACAGUGUCUUUAGACAACCUGCAGCAAACGUCAACAACAACAACAACAGCAACUCCAGAAGAAGACGCACCACAGAAGAGGCGCUGGCACAGUGCCGAGGCCCUGUCUCCUCAGAGCAGGAGGUGUGAGGGGCGACAGCAGGACCUGGUGCACUGGAUUGAGAACCUCCAUGAGGAGGAAGGGAACCUGUCCGACUGUGACAGCCUGUUCUCGGUGGACUCACUGUCCUCCGCUUACGCCGUGGCCCUGGCGGAGCAGCUCCGGCAGGAGGAGGUGGAGAGGGAGCACAGCGAGACGGAGAGCGUGGACAGUCACAUGUCCGAGGACUCGCUGGUCAUGGACAGCAGUGGGAAACAUGCCACUGUCAGACCCGCUGUGACACAGGUGCAGGUACCCAGCCAUGUUUUGUCGUCCAGUAAAACUUCUCAGCCAUCUAAAAAGGAAAGAACCACUGUGGAGAGUCAACAACGAGGGAGAGCGGAAGAGGUGGUUGGGGAGGCAUCGGAUGAAAUGCCUGCAGAGGUUUACUGGAGCUUGGGUGGAACUCCAAAGCUGAAAGCUCGGAGGGAAUCUGGAGGAACACCAGGGCCUGCCUAUGAGAAACAACCUUGUGCAGACCGUUCCCAUGGAGAUGAUAAAGUCCUAUCAAAGAUGAGCGAAGAACCAGCCAGCUGCCCUCCUACCAUGGCCAGCACACCUCGUUCCCUCAGCAGCUCCAGUGUCAGAGAGCCUGAGAGCUUGCUGGCCUUGACCGACGCCUGGUCCUCCAUGGACACUGCAGAUAGUCCAAGGAUAGCCCCCUCCUCAGGCCGGAGAACUGCCUGUGACCUGCUCAAGGGAAGCGACAGGAGCCUGAGCUCCAGCAGUUCAGAUCUGUCUGACCACACGAGUGGGUCUGAGCUCCAGAGGUCAUUGUCUGCUGAGUCCACAGAGGGUGAGAAUACCAUGCUGCAGGGGGAAAGGUACUGGGAGCCUGACAGAAGUGUUGAACAACCAGUAAGUUGCUGUUUGAGAACUUCAUCUGAAGUGGUGCUAAGGUCAGGAAACACCCUGACUCUAUGCUGUGAGGCGAUGGUCAAUGAAUCUGAUGAGCUGCUGAACUCUCAACAUUUUGAAGGAGAAUUGAGACACAAAGAGUCAGAGGUCAUGCAGUGUGAAGAGGUUUUUGUGAAUGAAACACAACUGGUGUACUCACAUGUGACAGGUGCUCAUGGUGAGAUGAUCUGGUCGGAAGAGACCCAGCCAAGAGCAGACGAUGUACCAAACAAAGUAGAAGCAUUCGACAAGAGUAACAAUGAGUAUAUGGCUGCCUCAAAACAGUCAAAUCCCAUGGAUCUCACACCAACCUCAGUGAAGGCAGAUGUAUCUGAUAUUUUGGAGUUAGUUCCAGAAUGUCCAGGAAGGAAUGCAGAUGUAUCUGAUAUUUUGGAGUUAGUUCCAGAAUGUCCAGGGAUGAAUGCACAUGUUAGCCUCCAAGGUAGUGCAGGAACAAGCACAGUGGGAUAUGUGGCAGAAGACGUUAGACUAAACGAGGCUAAAGAAUCGUUCAAUAUUUGUAGAACAGAUGUCUCGGAGGUAGAAGAACGACAUGAUCAAUACUGUUCUCAAGUUGAAAAUAUGUGUCUCUGUUCCUGUGAUGUUGAACAUCAUGUACACGAUGAUGAGCCUCAGGCAGGUUUGACCCCAAAAAGCACUUUAAAAGGAAUACCUGAUCAGUGCCUUCAGACUUCCAGUCAUUAUCUCCAUUCCACAGCAUCUGGAAGUGUUCUCGCUUCGGAGCAAAAGCAGCAGAGCUCGCUCGAUGUACCUGAAGAAGCACAAAUUCAUCACGGCACCAGCGCUGAUGUUAUCGGAUCUCCCAAUAGGGUCAGUGGGGAAAGCACUAAAAUCGGCAUUGAUCAUGCGGUUGAAGGCUACAUUGAAACAACAUGUAAAGGAAUCCCUGCAGAUGCCAAAGAUUUGCCUGUGAGCAUAAAAGCACAGCAAAAUGUGCUUGAUAGCUUUGGGCAUGUUACCUGUUGCACUGCUGCAGAAACCAGCCAGAAUCAAGAGUCAGAGCUGCAUAAUACAUCAUGUAGGAAAUCAAGAAAAAGGAUCAAAGAUAGCCAAGAUGCAUUUACAAGCACUUUAAAAUUCCCCAAAAGAUGUCAUUCUCCCCCUGCAAAACCCAUACAUGUGACUCCCAACAAGACUGACAAAGACCACAAGGAGAAUUACAACAAGGAAGUGAAUGAAUCUUUCAAAUCUAAAGAUGAACAUACUGUGGAAAAGAAGUCAUGCCCUCUGUCUGAAGCAAAGUGUGUUGCUGAACUGAGUGUUGCUGAAAAGAAUAGUGAGAAUGAGGUUAAAACUCCAGCUAACGCCAAACCAGGCAGAUUUGACACGAACGACUCUUACAUUAUCAAUAAAAAAAUAUCAGAAGUAGUGCAGAAACAUCUAGAAAUGUCAAUUGAUAGUGGUAACCAAGAAGGUACAUUUUCAGUAACUAACAGUGAUUCUACUAAGAGUCUAAAAGACAUCAGUGACGAGUGUAUACAACACAACACAGACAGUGCCCAUGAUUAUUGUCCCACAUCUUCUCAGACAGUCUCCCUCUUGCCACAAUCUCUGAAGUUAAAUGAAAACUGCCUCACAAAAGAUGUACCGAGCUGCAGCCACCGGCAAGACUUUGGAUCGACCCAAAUUCCAAAAGACCAAAGACCAGGUUGUGGGACUAGAGAGGUCAACACACACAUGGACACAAAGAGCCUUAGGAGCAGUGCUGGACGCACAAGUGAAGAAAGUUUAAACAAAGGCUCGUCUGUACUGCUACAACAGGAUAUCCCAAAGGAAUUGCAAAUGGAUAGCUGUAAGUCGAAACAAGACAUAAUGCCUUGUAGUUUAAAAGAAGCUGGGAAAGCAGUCCAGUCAGAUGUAUGUCACCUCAGUGCCAAGCUGGAAAAGGGGACUCUUAGUGCUGGCAGCUCGAUCCAGCACACGGAAUCACUGAAAGUAGCAAACAUGGAGAAACACAAGGCCUCAGUCAUGACUGAACGACUUGGAGUCUCUGAAAGCAGCCCAGCUCGCACUGUUGAAGCUACUGUUGGAGAAUCCGCUACAUUAUUUGCAAAAAGUGAGUUUACAGAGGAUAUUGUAAACAGUUGUGAGAUCCCUCCAGAAGAGGAAAUUAGCAACGUGUCAUUAUCAGUGCUUUGUCCUGGAGAGGGAGACAAUGAAGCAUGGAUUGAUGAAGCAAGCAAAGAGAGGGCAUACUCUCAGAGGAUGAAUAUACUGACAGAAAAGUCUGAUUUGUACACAAAAAGUAAAUUUGUUGCUACAGAAGUUCAUCCUGUUGACUUAAAUGGACAGAACACAGGAGUUUCUCACUUGAGCGAUCCAUUGAAACAGACUGGUGAAAUGUGUAUGCUAGAGUCUCACACUAAACAACCAAUAAUACUAUUUUCACAAGCGGAGCACAUGCUAGACCAACUUAAUCAAUCAAAGCAUUCACAAGCGGACCAUAUGCUAGACCAACAUAAUCAAUCAAAGAAUUCACAAGUGGACCAUAUGCUAGACCAACAUAAUCAAUCAAAGCAUUCACAAGCGGAGCACAUGCUAGACCAACUUAAUCAAUCAAAGCAUUCACAAGCGGAGCACAUGCUAGACCAACAUAAUCAAUCAAAGCAUUCACAAGCGGACCCUAUGCUAGACCAACAUAAUCAAUCAAAGAAUUCACAAGCGGACCAUAUGCUAGACCAACAUAAUCAAUCAAAGCAUUCACAAGCAGAGCACAUGCUAGACCAACAUAAUCAAUCAAAGCAUUCACAAGCGGACCAUAUGCUGGACCAACAUAAUCAAUCAAAGCAUUCACAAGCAGACCAUAUGCUAGACCAACAUAAUCAAUCAAAGCAUUCACAAGCAGAGCACAUGCUAGACCAACAUAAUCAAUCAAAGCAUUCACAAGCGGAGCACAUGCUAGACCAACAUAAUCAAUCAAAGCAUUCACAAGCGGACCAUAUGCUGGACCAACAUAAUCAAUCAAAGCAUUCACAAGCGGACCAUAUGCUAGACCAACAUAAUCAAUCAAAGCAUUCACAAGCAGAGCACAUGCUAGACCAACAUAAUCAAUCAAAGCAUUCGCAAACUACCUUUGAUUUGGUAGAACACAGUGCUCAAAACCUAAAUACGAAUGUGAAAACUUUCAGUUCACACAUGACAAUCAAGGUCCCACAACAGAGAAAUGUUGAAACUAAUGAAUCCUCCAUAGGAAACUCAAACACCCUGAAAUACCAAGAGAUCAUACAAGGUGAUGCUAUUGGUGAUUCUAGUAACCUUUUACUGGGUGCUGAGGAAGCUAAAGUGGGUCAAGAUUGCUUGCAGGGAAUACAGAAGGGGGACCACAAUGGCAGUGCUUUGUCCUUAGCUUCAUGCCACAGACCCCCACACGUCAGUGCUGCUCUGCAAGCCCAGACUGACCCUCAGCAAGAACAUUUCCAGCAUGCAGAGCUGACUGUGUUACCUCUCUCUCGAACAUACUCCAAACAAUUUAGCACUCCAGGACCCAGGUACAUUAACAAAAUUGAGUUAGAGGUUUCAUGUAAUGGGGAGCAUUCGGCUGAUGGAUCAGAGGAAAUGUUACUGAGUGAGUACCAGUUAACCAGCCAAGAGCAACCUAGCUUUUUACGGAGGAAAAAUACAGAGCAAUCAUCACAGGAAGUGACAUCAAAUCUGAAAGUUAAAUCUGAGGUCUCUGUUGACAUAUGUGGGCCUAGGAGGACUCAAUACCAAAUGUCAGAAGGCUCUGAGGACACUGAUUCAAUAGAAAAUUCAAGGAUAAGUGGAUAUACAAGUAGAUUAACUCUUGCAAAACCCAUGGACUGCAAAGACAACAAAAUAGCUGAUAAUCAGAAAGUGAAGACAAAGAAGUUCAGAAGGGCUCAAGUCACGGCUCCUCCCAGUUCGUCAAGUGAGUCAGUACCCGACUCUUCCUCAAAUGAAGAUAUUCCAGAUAAGAUGUGUCAACAUAGAUCUUCAGCCAGACCCAAACCUGAAGCACAGAUUUGUGAUAGACAAAAAGAAUCAAGACUCAGCAGAUUAGGCCCACAGUUUACUGAAGACCAAAGACUCAGCAGAUUAGGCCCACAGUUUACUGAAGACCAAAAGUCAAAAACACCCUCCAGUCAAAAUCAAUUUGCACUGGAGAGGAAAGUUAAAGAGAGACAUCAUUUACAGUCUCCAAGCAGUAGAAUUGCACUUGCAAAUGCUAAAUCUUCCUGUGCUCCUGUGCUUACUCAACAAGAUGAUGAUAAACAGAACUUUUUCCCUACGCGAAAGGAACCCAAGCCCGCAGAGACACUGCAUUUGAGUGAGAAAAAAGUUAAUUCAAAGGUUGUUUCACCCGUAAAUGAAAACCAAUGUAAAAUCACAGAUGAUACCCAUUUGAAACACAUUUUAAAUGUGUCUAAACAGUUGAGAGAUACCCCAUUGGAUAAUGACACAUUGAAGAAAGAGGAUGCUGUCCUGCACUUUGCUUCUAUUGACAUCAACCCGUUCCUUCACCCAUGGCAAGACACAGAGUCCAAUAAACCAACAUACAAAAACCAAGUGUUUGGAAGUGCAGCGGAGAUCUGCAGCAAAUACCCACUUCUGAAUUGUCCUGACAGGCAGAUAACUAGAUGUUUGAGUGUGGACAAUGGUCUCAACGUUCAGAAUGCCCCAUUUAACUCCCACCUCAGCACUUAUGCAAACAGCAAGGGACUCUCCAGUACCCUUAGCAGCGUGGAAGAUUUUAAAGAGCAGGUUGGCACGCAGUCCAAUCUGCUGGCAUGUUGCCACACCUCUCUAGAUGCAAAUGGGCUAAAUCUGACUGCUGUAUCUUACAGCUCCUCGUACAGCGAGGCCUCUGGGGAUUUGGGGAACAGUUCAGGUCAAGUGGAUGAAAUCAUGUUGGUUUACCCUUCUGAACAAGAUUCUCAAAGCCUGGAAAACCAGAGCAUCAGCAUGUGCAACCACAGCACUCAGACAGUCACUCCCGGUGGAGACUCGAAGAGAAGACGAUGCCACCACAGGAGCAGCACACAGGUAGAGACGACCUUGGAAGGGAAAGUUCCCGCCACUUGGGCUAGUCUUCAGAAUAUGUCUGCUCAUCUGUCUGAGCUGAUACACAACACUUCUGACCUUCUGGGCAACAUUCAGUGCAUGAGGACUGGACCCACACAAAGGCAGGAGCACAUGCGGAAGACCAGAGUGUCCAACAGGUAUCCCAGACACACCAACAGGAAAGACGGAUCGACCCAAACGACACUGGACAUUGGAAUACAAACCGAAGGAGAAGAUAGUCGAGUGAACCACUCUACGAUCACACACAAAGCUCCAAUUACAGAUACACAUUCCACCGCCCAUGAAGUCAAUGUUAUUGUCAAAGUCAUUGGUCCGAAUUCCCUCAGUGUAUCUGAGGGUAAUGAUAUCACUCUUUCUUUGUAUGACAGAGGAGGGAGUGGAAGACUAUCUGAAAAUAUCAAGAGCAUGCCUGACUUACGAGAGAAUAGAUCCCGUUCUGCAGGACGGAUGAAUCCUAAAGGUACCCCUGUGAAAGUUCCCUCUCUAGAGACAGUGUUGCCAGGCAACAGCUACAUCACCCCCGAUGUCUCUCCAAUUUUCACUAAAGACCUAAACUUUGACAAAGUCUCCCCCUCAGGUUUCGGAUUCCCAACAGUUAGAAGGUGCUCUUCACAGAUUGAUGUUCCAGAAAGUCAAACACCUUUGAGAAAUGGCAGGAAUUAUUCAAGCAAGCAAGUUAGCUUCACUGACCGUGCCUCCUCGCCUAUCCUCACUGUUGAGGUCGGUGUAGGAGGACAAGAAAUAAGAACAUCUACACCAUGUCAUGACACAGCUGACAGCCAUACUGAAAAACAGAUGUACACCAGCAGAAUGACAUCUCCAAGGAAUGAGACGCUUCAGACUACCUCUACUCAAAGCCACCCAGGAGAACUACAUGACCAUGAUCUUAGGAAGACAUAUAGUUCUUCAGAUAUAUCAAUUGGAACUAUCUCUACAGGACAUAUCAGUGACCUCAGUAAAUCUACUUCAGAUGUUUCUAAUGCAUUCUUGACUAUCUCAUCUCAAGGCAAAAAACAGAACUGCAGAGCAUUUUCUCACAGAAACACCAGUGAAAAAGUAACUGGUCAGACUCCUUUUCAUAGACCUCCCUAUCCACAAAAUCCAAAAUGGGUGCCUUCUCCCUCUCAUUCUUCCUCCUCAUACCAGCAGCCUGUCCAUGACAGACAAGCGAGACAGCUAUUUUCAUCGUUUGACCAUCAGGGGGGACGCAGCAACCUGGUCACAGAAACCCCCCACAGAGUGCCAGAAGAUCUGGGAGCAUUCUGGAAUGGACCCUUUGAGCUGCCGGACACCUGUCAGGAGCACAUUCUAGAACAUCAGGAAGAUGACCUUAUGUCAGUUGCUCCAAGUGAGUGUAACACUGAUGUUUUGGUCAGUAUAAACCCCCUCACUGAAACUCUGUCUCGAGAAAAUCGGCAACUGAUCCCUGAAGACUUACCACUGCACAACAAAUUCAGCAACUGGUCUGGCCUAAGCCAAUACCAACCCACACGACUCAUUGGGAGUACCCAGAGGCCUAAUGACAAACGCAUAUCAGUGCAGAACCCACUUAGAAAGCACUCACAGUCAGAGAGUUUGAGCUCCAACUUGAACCCUAACCCUGUCGCACACAAGGAUGACAGGAUGAGGGAGAUAGAGAGGCUGCGUAAGGAGAGAGAGACGGUGAUGGCCAGUGUACAAUUAGAGAUGAACCCCCACCAGCUCACUGUGGAAAUGGCAGAAGCAAAGUUGCAUUAUGGGCUGGGAGAGACCGACGCCCUGCUCAAGGUGCUAAAGUCAGGCCCCAGUGAACAGUCCCCACCUCUCACCAAGCAGCACUUGUAUGACAGGCAUAGAAAGAGCAUUGAAGGGCUUAGCCAGGAGAGAGAUGCUCGUCUUCAGACUUGUCGUCGCGCUCGCAGUCUCAGUCCAAGCAAACAUGGCGGCGUUCUCAGGCGUGACCCAGACUCCUCCCCCAAGAGCAAUGACACGCCCACUCGCAGACGGGAGUACCUGCAGCAGCUCCGACAGGAAGUGGUGGAGACCAGCAGAGUCCCAGAGCCUCCGAGGAGGGAGGGUCAGUGUCCAUCUGAGAUCGAGAUCCUGCUGCGGGACUACAGCCGCGCUCGCGAGGAGGCGAGGACGGAGAUCGCCCGCGCACGCGACCGUCUGCGCGAGCGCACAGAGCAGGAGAAGAGACGCCUGCAGCAGCAAACACUGUCUCAGAUGGUCAGGGAUGACUUGCGCUUUCGUAACCGCGUUAGCAACAGCACGCUCUGCACCGGCUCCAGCCUCAGCCUCGCUUCCAGUCCCACCUCGGGGUACAACAGCAGCAACCCCGCCAUCCUCCGAGACAUGCAGGGCACCAGCGCCCUUGAGAUGGGGUCCAAGGUCGUGGCCCGGCCUCCCAUCGGUGGAUCCCAGAGUCUGAGGUCCCAGCGUACGUGGACAUCUGCCCAGGAUAUCCGACUGGAACAGCAGGGGUCAGGAAGUGAUCCUCAUCCGUCCUCCUCCCCUUCCUCCCCUCCUCCAUCUCUCCGCCAGCGAGCCCUGUCCUUUGGCUCCCCCUCCUCCCUGGCCACGGCCUACCAUGACAUCGCCUCUCGUGCCCUCACUCACGCUCUGGCUGAAGUCCGUUUGGCCAGUGCUGGGGAGUUGAGCAACCUGCUGGCUGGGAAGAGUGCAGCUGGGUGGAGGCACCAGGGCUCGGAGCGUGGGGUGCAGGUGUUCCAUAAGCCGGGCCCCAGGGCCACAGUGCAUGGCUUCCUGGGGGCCAUGGAGCUGGAGCGGCCGGUGCAGAGCCUGUGGAGUGUGAUCCGAGACCAGUCCAAAACCCACCUCUACAACUCCUCCGUCAGCUCCAGCUGGACCCGCGCGCUGGACGAGACCACUCAGCUGGUUUAUAUGCUGAGUAAGCCCUCCUCCUUCAACCUGAAGCAACCGCGGGAUUUCUGCUGCAUCAGUACUGAGGCUAAGCAGGAUGAGCGCUGGGUGCUGGCCAUGCAGUCUGUGUAUGAGGAGUCUCUGCCGCGGCCCAGUGUGGACGCGGUCCGAGCCGAGGUGCUGCCCAGUGCCUGGAUCCUGCAGCCCAUCCGCAGGCACGGCCAGGAGCGGGUCAACGUCAUCUACAUGCUGCAGGUGGACUUGGGUCCUCCUGCCCUUCCUCACAGGCUGUUGGGUGCUAUUGCUCGGAAACAGGCCUCCGUCAUCGCUGAGCUGGAUGCCUUCUUCUCUCUGUGAAAGGGUGGUCGUCGCUGAGCUGGAUGCCUUCUUCUCUCUGUGAAAGGGUGGCCUAGACAUGCUGCAACAUGCAGCAUAUGCACAAAAGCUACAGACAUGUAGCUACGCCUGCAGAUAUCGCUAAAGCUACUGGCUAAGUAUGGAGCUGGAAGGAGCAGCAACCACUUCUCGUUAAGCAUGAAGCUACCACUAUAUCUACAGGACACAAGUGCAGCUGCAUGCUAUAGAUGCUAUAAAUAUAUAUUUCUGUGUGUCUACAUCUGUAGUUUGCAGCUUUGUGUGUGAGCACUUCCGCUUACAGAAGGGUUUGUAAGGCCCUCACUGAAAUUUGCACCACUUUGUUCUAUUUGAUUUGAUUAUGUAAUUAUGUGUUAUGUUUCCUUGACUUGAUACUAUAUCCGCACUGAUGAAAUGUAUAUAUUGUGAAUCUGUCUUCCUGGUUUCUGAUGAAGUGUUUUUUAUACUGGAGUUGCAUAUAAUUUUUUUUUAUUAAUUUUAUCUAAAUCUAUCAAUCAUUUUGUGCCAAAGAGUAGUGUAGUUUCAUGUUGUUUACAAUAAUUGCCUUUUUAACCUAAAUGCCCUUCAUAUAUUAAUGACUCCAAAGUGCCUGUUACCCCCAAUAGUCCAUGGUUAUGUAUUGCACAUGUAAACCACAUUGGACUGGUACUUCAUAAGCAGAGUAUAGCUGUUGAAAUCAAAGUGGGUGGUGCACGUUGGUGUAAUUUGAUGACUACGGUCAGUCAGCUUCAAUUUCUAGCUAGGAACUGAACAAAUUAUAUAAAGGUUUAUGAAAUCUCAAGUUCCUGUCAACUGAUAAACCUGUAGAUUCUGACACGUUUUUGGUUCCAGGCUGUGCAAAUCGUACGUUUCUGUACAUGAGCAAAUGUUUUGUGGUUUACCUGCUCAAUCUCCGAGGCUGAUGUUUAGUCUAAACACUUCUGACUUCUCAACAACCACUCUUAACGAGCAAACACUUAAACGUGUGCACUAAAAUAUGCCAUUAUAUAUGUAAAGAUCUAUUUUUUUGUAUUUUUAAGUCCUGAUAAGCUUAUUUUAUGUCUUUUAAAAUCAUAUUUAUAGAUGCCUACAGUAUUUUAUUUGGAAAAUCAGCUCCAGCUGUUUGCAAUUGAAGGCCAUCAGCAAAUUCGUCUUAUUGCUUAUCAUUCCAUUUGACAUGAAGAAGUUAAAUAAUGAGUUGUAGACCACUGGCAGCUCGUCUUGUCAAAUCUUAUCCGAGUCUUAACACUUUUUUGUUGUAACACUGUCUUGGUUCCCUGUGGAACCCAAAAAGAAGGACCUAGAGGUCUCCAUUUCCUCUGGGACGAAAAAUAUGCAGAGGAAUUGUUCUCCUUUCAAUUUUGAAUAGACGUUACAAAAUCAUUGUACAACCGUAAAAUUAAUAUGUAUGUGUAUACAUCUAUAAAUGUAGCAUUUGACAAAAAUGUGCACCAUUUAAAAAAUAUGUAAUUUAUCAUUUAUGUUUGUGGUAUUUCUUUUGUAUCUAAAUAUUUUAUACUUCUUCUGAAUGUUUAAUUUAUGUGCAUAAGUGCAUUAUUUUCAUACACACACCUUUCUCACACA
This is a messenger RNA of Clupea harengus (Atlantic herring), 14217 nucleotides long. RefSeq names its product StAR-related lipid transfer (START) domain containing 9 (gene stard9). Gene Ontology annotation, biological process: microtubule-based movement. NCBI's taxonomy places the organism in Eukaryota, Metazoa, Chordata, Actinopteri, Clupeiformes, Clupeidae. Gene Ontology annotation, molecular function: ATP binding; lipid binding; microtubule binding. The record is from RefSeq and is a predicted model, not a curated record.